This is a messenger RNA of Salvia hispanica, 1687 nucleotides long. Its product is annotated as cyclin-D1-1-like. Lineage: Eukaryota; Viridiplantae; Streptophyta; Magnoliopsida; Lamiales; Lamiaceae. The record is from RefSeq and is a predicted model, not a curated record.
AUAGAUUCUUUCCAACUCUUGCAUAGAUUGAGUAAAAAGAAAAUUAAACUCACACACUGACACACACACUCAAGAAAAAUUGUAGUAAUGGAGAGUAGCUCUCAAUCUUUGUUCUCUCCUAGUAGUCUCCUCUGCGGAGAGGAUUUGGGAAGUUUAGAUUCUGAAGAUGAAGAAGAAAUUGUAGUUGAUGAAAACGAUGAUGCCUACAUUCAAACUCUUCUUGACAGAGAAAUCGAAGUUGAUCGGCGAGAAAUGGAACAUCUUUUCCAGAAUUCUUGGAUUCAAAGGGCUCGUUUGGAGGGGAUUGAUUACAUUCUCAGGAAAAGGGAAGUUCUUGGAUUUGGAGUACAAACUGCCUAUGCAUCAGUUACAUAUCUUGAUAGAUUUCUCUCAAGAAGAUCUGUUGAUGCAGAGCAAUCUUGGGCCAUAAGGCUUUUGUCCAUGGUUUGUCUAUCACUGGCUGCCAAAGUGGAGGAAAUUAGGGUGCCUGCAUUGUCAGAGUUUUGUGUUGAAGAUUACAAUUUUGAGAGCAGUGUGAUAAUGAGGAUGGAGCUUUUGGUGUUGAAGGCAUUAGGAUGGAAAAUGGGAUCCCUAACCCCUUUCAAUUUCACCUCAUUCUUUGCAAGAAAGUUUUUUGAUAAGUCUCCACCAAAAGACUGGUUUUCAAGAAUUGUGGAAGCCAUUUUAAGCUCAGUGAGAGAUGCAAAAAUAAUGUGUCAUGGGCCAUCUGUGAUAGCAGCAGCUGCCACAUUGUUUGUAUUGGAUCAAGAAUUGACAAAAGAAGCAUUGCAGCUUAAAAUUGGUUGCUUAACAACAGCUUCUCACUCUUUCAAUAUUGAGAGCAUCAUUUCCUGCUACAACUCUUUCCAAGAAAUGGAGAUUGAGAGAUUGAAUCGAAGCAAAGCCAUUGAAUCUCCUGUUUUAUCCCCUGCCCAAUUACAAACAUAUGGAAGUUCUUCUGCAAAUUCCGCGAAGCGGAAGCGGCUCGUGUUCGACCAGAUUGAUGAAAAGUCCUCCAAUGUGGAUGAGAUGAAGAAGCCAAAGCCUGAAAGCUGAAAGCAAGCAUCAUCAGUUUUCUUGGGUGAGAAUUAUGCUUAUAAAGAUACUUGGCCUAAUGAGCAUGCUAAUUUUCAUGUUUCUGUAUGAAUUUUGGAGUUGAUUGGACACAAAGUAGAAAGAGCAAGCAGAAAUAUAUUCUUUUGGGAAAAGAAAAAAAAUAAGCAAUAAAAGUUUGGCAAGAGAACAUGAAAAGGUCUGAAAGCUCAGCUGUGAUAAGGAGAGGGAAAAAGCAAAGGAAAUGAAGCUCAGAAAGAUUACUUUCACACAAGUUUAACAAGUCUUGUUUUUGUUGAAAAUCCAAUUUGUUUGAUUGAUUAUUUUUAACUACAUAUUUCUGUUUAUAUAGCUCAUAAUAGCCACAUGCAGCCCUAGAUUUUAGAGGGUGUGCUCUUUUUUUUUUUUUUUAAAGUCUUUGAAAAGGUGAAGAAAAAAAGUGUGAGUGAAGAAGAGGGCUGUCUGCUGUCUCUUUGAUUUGAUACACUUGUGUUGCAAGAAUUCCCAUCAGAAAUGAAGUUUUGCAUAAAGAUUGGGAGCCUUUUUUUUCUUGCCCAUAUUGUGUUGAGGAAUGAGGGAACCUCAGAUUUUGCUUUGUUCUCUCUAUUUGAUGGAACUCUUCAUGUUUUGCUUA